This is a messenger RNA of Oppia nitens, 2665 nucleotides long. It is a transcript of the gene SNF4Agamma, whose product is annotated as 5'-AMP-activated protein kinase subunit gamma-2-like. NCBI's taxonomy places the organism in Eukaryota, Metazoa, Arthropoda, Arachnida, Sarcoptiformes, Oppiidae. The transcript has 11 exons. The coding region runs from base 45 to 2381 and encodes 778 amino acids. The record is from RefSeq and is a predicted model, not a curated record.
GGUGAUAACUAUCAAUCAAAUACAUACAUACAUACAUACAUAAAAUGGGUACCAAGAUCUAUUACAUAGUUAACAAAAUGUUUCCGGAAACAUUAUGCGAGUGUGGUGAAAAUGAUGAUAACAAUCAUCAUCAUCAUCAUCAUCAAAAUGACCAUGAUACAAUUGACAAAAAUAGUGAUAAUUUAAACAACAAUAAUAGUUUUGUUAACAAUUUAACAAAUAGUGAUAAUAAACAACAACAAAAUAAUUGCAAUAAUAAUAAUAAUAAUAUAUUAAAACAUCGAAAUAGUUGUUCAAAAAUUGAUAGCAAAACUGUUUUCAAUAAUAAUUAUAAACGUUUAAUGUCUCGGAGGCGGUCAUUGUUUAGGGAGCCGACACUAUCGAUACCGCGUAUAAUUACCGAAGAUUGUGACGCCGGACCCAAUAGUGCACCCGUUAUAAUGGCCGGAUCAGCUCAACAGCAGCAGCAGCGGUCACUGUCAUUGCAGACACCCGACGAACAUCUGGACGUUAUCGGCAGCGGCGGUAGUGGUGUUGGCAUCAAACAGCGUAUGCGAUCACUGAGCGGACCGUCGCAUCCGAUAUCACUGUCACCGCACGUCCGCCACUCGGCACUGAUAAGCGGUUUGUCUACAACACCGACGGGCAGCAGCGGUGGUGGCGUCAGUGGCCGACUGGCCAAUCGGCGGCAAAGCGAGGAUGAGUGCCAUCAGUAUGUCGGCCGACAGCGUAUCAGUCCGUCGUCCAGCAGUUUUCUGGACUCGUUUCGGCCGCGCAGUACAUCCGAUAGUCAUCGCAGCUCUAGUAGUGGCGGCGGCGGCGGCAAAAAGACAUCGUCAAUGAUAACUGUGCUCAAGAAUAACCUAUUGGGCGGCGGCGGCGGGGGUGGCGGUAGUGGUAAUAAUAAUAAUAACGGCAGCAAUAAUCAUAAACAAAGCUCAUGUCCGGUAACGCCCAACCAUUUCGAUCCGUUUCUAUUGGACAGUCCGUUCAGGGCUGACAGUGUCAGCGGUAGUGCUGGCCGUCCGCGUAGUCGUAGCGGUUCAAGUGGAUCGGCCGGUGCUGUCUCCCGUAUGAUGGAUAUAUUCAGAGGACGUUCCCAUUCCAUAGCUGCCGGUGCCGAGACUACUAAAGGCUCUAAGUUAUUUGGUUCAGGAGAGCCUAUCUGUGAUAGAUUUGAUUUCGAUGAAAUUGAAAACGAAAACUUAAUUUACGUAAAGUUUUUCAAAUUUUAUCGCUGCUAUGACCUGAUCCCAGUCAGUGCCAAAUUAGUCGUCUUUGACACACAACUGGUCGUCAAGAAAGCCUUCUUUGCCCUCCUAAGCAAUGGUGUCCGGGCGGCGCCCCUAUGGGAAAGUCAUAGGCAAGAGUUUGUCGGUAUGCUAACCAUAACCGACUUUAUAAACAUUUUGCGUACAUAUUAUAAGUCACCAUUGGUUAAGAUGGAGGAACUGGAGGAACAUAAACUGGAAACCUGGAGAAACGUCCUCAAAGAGUCAUCCACUGUUCAGCCACUAGUCAGCAUCGGUCCCGAUGAGAGUCUAUUCAAUGCAAUCAAACUGUUAAUACAUAAAAAGGUUCACCGAUUGCCGGUUAUUGAUUCAGAAACGGGAAAUGUAUUAUACAUACUGACACACAAACGAAUUUUGAAAUACCUAUUCCUAUACUAUUACAAUAGACUUCCAAUGCCAUCCUAUCUGAAUAAACAGCUCAAGGAGUUGAUGAUCGGCACCCAUGAAAACAUAGCGGUAACCACAAUGACAACACCGCUCAUACUAGUGUUGCACCAGUUUAUUGAACGUCGGGUUUCGGCACUGCCUGUCGUAGACAAACGAUCAAAAGUUGUCGACGUUUAUGCAAAGUUUGAUGUCAUUCAUUUAGCCGCUGAAAAGACGUACAACAAUCUGGAUAUUACAGUUAAAAAGGCGCUGGAGUUUCGGGAAAACUCUGAACGGGUAGUCAAAUGUACGCUCAACGAUACCUUGCAUCAGAUACUUGAACGUAUAGUUCAGGCAGAGGUGCACCGUAUAGUAGUAGUGGACAGCGAGGAUCAUGUAAUCGGUAUUAUAUCGCUGUCGGAUAUACUAUCGUUUCUGGUGUUGAGGCCAAUGGGUUUGGAGCGAACGGAUCCGAUGGCCGACAAACUGGUCGAAGAAACCAUCGAAGAAAUGGUUGACAGCGAACGAUCAGAUGAAACAACUACUGGUACUUCAAGUACUACUACUACUACUACCACAACAACAACAACUCAGGGAUACAGGUCGUCGUCAUCAUCAUUGUUGUCGUCGACCAGUGGUGUUAUUGGUGGACAGGGAUCUACUGGUGGUGGAGGUGUUGGUGUAGCUGUUUGUGGUUCAGCACGAGUAGGUGGACAACACUGAUAUAUAUUAGACAUACAUAUAUAUAUAUAUUGAAAACGGGUGAACAAUACUAAAGACAACCACAAAAUAUAUGACACUAUAAGAGACAGACAAACAUACGGACAGAUGGACAGACAGACAGACAGACAGACACAUUGCUAUACAAAACAAUGACAUUAUAAUGUGUUUCUCUCUCUCUCUCUCUCUCUCUCUCUGUGUUGUCGUUAUUAUUAUGUGUUUAAUAAUAAUAAUAAUUAACAAAAAAAUUUAACCACAAAAAAGACACACAAAUCUGAUAAUAAUAA